Messenger RNA from Chaetura pelagica (chimney swift), 1566 nucleotides. It is a transcript of the gene TMEM266, whose product is annotated as chromosome unknown open reading frame, human C15orf27. The transcript is spliced from 10 exons. Gene Ontology annotation, molecular function: monoatomic ion channel activity; voltage-gated channel activity. Lineage: Eukaryota; Metazoa; Chordata; Aves; Apodiformes; Apodidae. Bases 1 to 1566 code for a protein of 521 amino acids. The record is from RefSeq and is a predicted model, not a curated record. Gene Ontology annotation, cellular component: plasma membrane. Gene Ontology annotation, biological process: monoatomic ion transport; transmembrane transport.
AUGACCAAUCCUCAGCAUACAAUAGAAGGUGGUGUUUCAGAAGUUGAGAUAAUUUCACAGCAAGUAGAAGAAGAGACCAAAAGCAUUGCUCCUGUACCGCUUGUUAAUUUUGCUUAUCGAGAUCUACCUUUAGCUACACUUGAUGUGUCUGUGGCUGGGUCUCAGCUUUUGUCGAAUUUGGACGAGGAGUACCAAAGGGAAGGAUCUAACUGGCUAAAACCAUGCUGUGGGAGACGAGCAGCUGUGUGGCAGGUAUUUUUGCUCAGUGCAAGUCUCAACAGUUUCCUGGUAGCCUGUGUAGUAUUGGUGGUGAUUCUUCUGACUCUGGAACUCCUAAUAGAUAUAAAGCUUCUCCAGUUUUCAAGUGCUUCACAGUUUGCAGGAGUAAUUCACUGGAUCAGCCUAGUCAUCCUGUCUGUUUUCUUUUCAGAGACUAUUUUGAGGAUUGUGGUCCUUGGCAUAUGGGAUUACAUUGAAAAUAAAAUAGAGGUGUUUGAUGGUGCUGUCAUAAUCUUGUCCUUGGCACCAAUGGUGGCCUCAACAGUGGCUAAUGGCCCCAACAGCCCAUGGGAUGCUAUCAGCCUUAUUAUCACACUGCGAAUAUGGAGAGUGAAGAGGAUCAUUGAUGCGUAUGUCCUUCCAAUGAAAUUGGAGAUGGAGAUGAUGAUUCAGCAAUAUGAGAAGGCAAAGGUUAUUCAAGAUGAGCAUCUGGAAAGACUAACCCAGAUCUGCCAGGAACAAGGGUUUGAAAUCAGGCAGCUGAGGGCCCACCUUGCCCAGCAGGAUUUGGACCUGGCUGCAGAGAGAGAGGCUGCACUGCAGGUCCCCCAUGUGCUGAACAAGCAGAGCAGCAACAGGUACAAGGUGGUGGCAGCUGAGGAUUCGGAUGAUGAGACCACUGAGAACAUCACUGAGUUGCGACCUCCACAAGAGGAUGACAUGAAUAAUUACAUCAGCCGAUACUACAACGAGCCCAGCAGUGACACAGGUGUCCCCGAAGCUACCAUCUGCAAGGUCACAGCUGCCACUGUUGACAUCCAUCGCUCCAACAUCUCUUCUGACCUCCUGGGGGUGGAGCUCCCCCCACAGCAGGACAGCACAGGCCAGGACACCUCAGGCAGUGCCUCCCUCUCCACCCUCAGCUCGGGUGCCCAGGCCUGCAGCUGGACACUGGCCUCCUCCCCGGACUGCAGCUCCACCUGCCAGGACACUCUGGAGCCCAGCCCCCAGCCCCAGCUGCCUGACCCUCGGGAGCCCAGCCCCCAGCCCCAGCUGCCUGCCCAGCAGCGGGUGGCCCAGGCUGUGGUGCAGCAGCUUCUGUCAUCCAUGUCAAAAGAGACAUACCUGUCACAGCAGGGCCCAGAUCCUGCUGGCCUCAAGCUGUCCAUGCCAGCUGCAGGGGACAGCCCUGACCUGCACCACCAGCUCAGCAUCUACAAUGGCAGCAAGCAGGAUGGCCUGGACCUCAAGCCGCUCAGUGACUGCCCACAGGGUGCUCCCAUGAUUGAGCAGUAUGGGGUGCUGGGGCCCCUGGAGCCACACCUGGGCAGGGCAACCAAGCCAUAG